This is a messenger RNA of Labrus bergylta (ballan wrasse), 4341 nucleotides long. NCBI's taxonomy places the organism in Eukaryota, Metazoa, Chordata, Actinopteri, Labriformes, Labridae. The record is from RefSeq and is a predicted model, not a curated record.
CUUGGAGAGAAUGAUGACAGAGGAUGGAGAGCAAGGCUGCGGCACUGACAGACAAGAAGUAAAGAGACGACAAAGUGUAGGUGCAUGAGGCCUUCAGAUCCCAACAGGAGAACCCAUGGAGCCACACAUCAUGCCCCUGUACUCCUCCUCCCCUCCUCCACUGGAUGAUGAUGAUGGUGAAGCGGGAUCAGAGGAGGACGAGUUUGGAGAUUUUGGGGGAUUCUCUUUAGGGGCGUCCUGCUCUCCCCCUGGCUUUGUUGAUUCUUCUGGUCCACCAUCCAGCCUCAGAUAUUCUUUUCCCAGCAUGAAACCAGCCACCCACCAACCCCACUGCAGCUGUAGCCGCCCAGUAGGACAAUCUCAACCCACUUUUACUGGGACCUCAGGGUCCAGCAAGGGCCAUAAUAACACGGAAGAGCAGAACUGUGAUGCUAAGUCACCUUUGCACCUCACAAAUGGGUACUCAGAAAGAGACCACAACUCUGCAGCCUCUGCAGUGGAUGCAUUCUCUCCCAGGGAGGAAACAGGCUUUGCUGAUUUCACCGUGUUUACAGAGCAGGCUGCUCAUCCCUGGUGCUGUGGUUUUACUCCCUUAGUUGGAAUAGAUGAGAAAAACUUUUCCAACAGCUUAGCUGAAAAAAUCUGUGAUCCAGAUCAGGAGGUCAUUAUGGAGUCAGAGCCCAGAUCUUAUUGUAAAUCCAAGGCAAAAGAAAACAUUUGCACUUUCCAGCACUGUGAGAAAAGAGAUGCAGCAUGUGUGCAAUCAUCUCAGGACCAACAACAACCUCAGGAAGCUGCUGCAGCAGCUUUGGAUUUUCCAUCUGAACAGCCUCUUUCCGGAGAGGAGGACAUAGGUGAUCCUGGAGACCAGGAGACCAGAGGGAUGCAGAAGGAUGGAGAAUCAGGUAAAGACGGAGAGGAUCAAGAGAAGAGAAUUCAUACUGUCACCGAAACAUUCAGUGGGUGUGAGUCCGCUUCAGACGUCUCCCUCUAUGAUGAUUGGUCGUUUGAAGGUCCUUCUGCUGACUUGGAACCAAAUGUUUCAUCUCUUGGUUCACCAGAGGAACAGACUGACUGGGACCAGACUGAUGAUGAGGAAGAACUUGAAAACUUCCAGCAUUCAGACCCUUUUGUAAAUAACAACACUGCUGAUCUUAGAGAGUCUAUCACAGGAAAGGGUUCUUAUUAUUUCAACCAAUCUGCGACUCAGGAAACUUCUGCUACCUCACAUUCUGGAUCUCACUCGGAAAACAAAUGUGCAGACUUUAAAGACAGUGGGUUUGAGCACCGCAGGGACCAAGGAAGAGUCCAAACAGCUGAUGCAGGGUUGCAGAUUCUGGGAAACCUCCCACCGAGUGACAGCUUUGCAGAUUUUUGCUCAGCACCCACGCUGGAGGCUGGGGAGGACGCGUGGGCAGAUUUCAAGAACCCAGAGGAGGGAACAAUUUUGAGCCGGUCCCAAGAGAAAGUCAACACCCUAGAGUUUGAUGGGAGCAUAGAGGAGGAGCAAGGCAGGGAGGGCCAGAAUGGAGAAACCAGGAGGAACAGCUGUCAGAAGUCACUGUCCGACCGUGUCCAGCAGCUCCUGCUUGCCAGUUUCCCAGAGAUGGAGGUCCCAGCUGUGGAAGGUGAGGUCGAGGUGCUCGGCCUUGGUGCUCUGCUUCACUCCCCAGAGAGUGAGGAGGAGGAGACACAGCCUCACUGUUCAAGAUCUCAGUGCUCUUUAGGUAUUUCCUCACUCUUACGCAGGACUCAGGGGGGGAUGUGGUGGCAACAUCCUGACCUCCACAGUGCAGUUGGCCUCCAGUUUCAGUGGGGAGGUUCCCACACAAACACGACUCUGCUCCGGUGCCUCGGUGUGGACACAAGGAACAUUGUGUACAUGGGGAUGAAGAAGAGGCCAGUGGCCGUCCCUGCUUUUGCAUCCAGCCUGGGAAUGCUGGAGCCAACCAAAGACUCUGCGCCAGCCGUCUGUUCUCCUGGACACAUGGUGGUCACAACACGGACAUCUCCAGGGCCUCGGAUCACAUCACACCCCUCAACAGAUUCAGUGCUGGAGGAGCUUCCCUCCAGCCAGUUGGACUGGAGCAGGCGUGGCCUUAGCAGUUCUCAGGAUGGUACGUCCCCUCGCCGAGCCCCUCACUUCUGGGGUUGGAAAUAGACUUCAGUCUCAGCCAUCCCCUAUGUGGCUUCUUCUUAUUAGCCAAAAAUUCUUUAAAAUCUCUUUAGAGUUUGCUCUUGACUCAUCUGGACGACUCCUCAGUUCCUUUAUGGCAUGUUGUGCUUCUUUUUUUUUAAAGCUUUGUUUCCCCUCAAUUACGUCUGAUAUAAAUGAGUUCCCUCUCAUAAAAAACAACAAGUAAUUUCAUAUAAAUUUCUCUGAAAAAAAGAAACAUUUAAUGAUGUAAAAAAUUCCUCAUACCCAAACCUGGACUCAAAGUUAGACAGCCAAACAGAUCUUUUCCCCCGCUGGUCACAGAGGAUAAACAGGGGAAACGCUGAACUCUCCCUCCUUCAGCUAAUCUAGUGUCUCAUGUUUACCUAUUGUUCCCUCUUUAUCUCAAAAUCUAUCAGUUCCACUUGUUACGAGGUAACCGUGUGGUCAUGUUAAUGUGGUAAAAACGGAUAGUGGUAAAGACUUCUAAAAAACUUAUGUGCAGACUACUAAAAAACGUGCAUACUGUUACUAUGAAUCAUUCUGAUAUUAAAGUUGUGCUAACAAAAGAAAUCGGUUGUUAAUGCCAAAUUCAUGUCAGAUUUUCAAAGCACCAAACGCUGAACCAAAUAUUUGUCAACACAAGAAGCAGAGCAACAAUAUGUGCUUUGUUGAUUGAAUAUAUAUGUUUAUCUAAAGGAGCUUUUAGUUUAAUUUAUUACUGUGGACGCCAAACUCGUGCAGUGUUAAUACUUAAGUCAAACGUUUGCCAAGUGCAUGAAUGUAUUAUUCAGCUAAAGUUAUCCUAAAGAUCUGACGGCAUCAUCUUUUUUUUUUUUAACCCUUACAUGUCCUUGUUUUAAAAGGUAUUAAUAGUUUAUAUUUACAUGCAAAGGGUUUCAUGUUUCCCUCAGUUAUGUUAGACACAAGUUAGAAAAGAGAGAUCAGAAGAAACCAACACAGUAAGCAGUCAUUCUCUAAUCAGGAAAACAAAAAACAUAUAUAUUUGUUUAAAACAGUCACAUCUGGUGCAGUAGUUUUUUACAGCUAUUGUAAUUUAAUGAAGUGUGAGAUCUGACACUAAAGUAUCAUUCAUUUAUUUUAAGGGAGAAACACUGUAGUGUAUUAAUUGCUCAUAAAGAUAACUGUGAUUGAUUAAUACAUUUGUAGUUAUGGUUUGGAGCAUGCAGACCGACGCACUGUUUGUCAGAGAUCAGAAGCUUUACCUGUAGUUUCUUAAAGACACCGAGAUGAGCUGGGUCUACAAGUUAAGACAAUAUUAAUACUUAUAUUUAAUACAAGCACCUUCCCUCCUAGGUUUGGAAUAAAUACUAAUUUAAAGCGAAUACUCAUCUUUGCCAAGAUCGGUUUGUUCAGUUUGAAUCACCUAAAAAAAGUCAGCUAUUUAGGGAUCAGACAAGAUCAAGAAAACAAUUACUACACAUUUACAACAGUCAAGUGUUGUAAUAGAAAUGUAUGCCCAGCAGAGGGCAGAGUAUUUUAAGCCAAAAUCUUAAACACAGUCACAGUAUUUACUGUAGGAACAAAGCAAAAGACUCAAAAGUCCCUCAUUUCUUAAUUGUGCAAGUGACCACUAAUGCAUUAAAGCAUUAGUUUUAGUCAGUUAUAUAAAUUCCAUAAUGUUAUUUUUUCACAUGUUCAUAUGACAUCUGUCUUUGAGUUUUGUCUUCCUCUGCGACAUGAUUUGAAGAUUUAAAGUGAGCAGAGCAGAGAGAAGGCAGCAGAUUUGCCGACUGCUGUCACUUAUUUGACUUAUUUAUACCUUUUUUUUACUUUUCAAAGCGCCGUCCACUGAAGCAUACACUGUAUGAGCAUGCUCAAUAUGAUAAAAGAGGUUUUAUUUCCUAAGCAUUGAAGUAAAAAGAAAUGAAAGAAAGAAAAUCUGCUUUUGAGCAUUUCAUUACAAACCAACAGUGUUUCCACAAGUCUUCUGUAACUGCAAUUACAGUAUUUCAUGAUGAGUUGUGCCUUUAUACCAGCAAUUCUUUAAAAAAAAAAGAAGUAUUUUUUUUUGUUUCAAAUGGUGAGAUUCUCUGGACCUAUAGUUUGUUGACAAAAGUGUUUCUUUAUUUCUUCAGAUGUACUGCUCAAAUCCAGAUUGAAUGCACUGCAAUUAAGACUAGUUUGAAAUCCUUGUAAAUACUCAAAUAAACCAGUUGAUCCUC